AGAGCCUGCUGAUUGGAGCGACGCCGGUUACCAGGAAUCAUUUAAUAAUCAGAAGGGUGGACACCUCACACUGUCCGCGCGGAUUUCACAGCAGGAUCUAUACUGUCCGUUCAUCCCUACUCACCAGUGUGCGCGCGGUAUCCACAACCACCAACAGACUUGGCUACUCAUAAACCAGGUGGUCCAAAGAAGAUGAGAAGAGGAUUAUUAUUGGUGGCACUGUUCCUCGUCAUGAAACUCCGAUUGUGCCAGUCCGGAAGCGAGGAGCCAUGGUCGCGCAGGUCAUCGUCAGGUGAAAUUCCAGGUUUGGGUGAGCUGAAGCGCAAUCUUCUGAAGAGAUACAGCGACGUGGACUAUGACAGUUUUGUGGGUCUGAUGGGUAGACGAAAUGCGGAUACAAAUGGUGUACAAUCCCAACAAAAAAGAGAAAUGCAUGACAUCUUUGUUGGACUCAUGGGACGGAGGAAUUCAGAGCCUGGUAACGCUGGUCCCUGGGGGAAAGAGAACCCAGAGACAAAAGGCAUAUUUUACAACAAGUGCAGACUUAGGUUUCGUCGCGGUUUGUAGACGUUCUUCACACUACAGAUGAUGAAACUACAUUUUCAUUAUUUAUUUUAACCUUUUACAAAAUUGAAUUAACUAAACUCAGAGACAUGCACAAGUUAAUUAAAGCACCUAGGCUUUACAGCAUAAAGUUUGAAGUUUGUACAAGACGUUUUAUCUGAUAAAAGAAAAACUAUUUCUUUACCCUAGUGUUCCUUUCCUCCAAGAUAACGUAAACCACAUUUUUGUAAAUAAAAUGGAAAUCAACAAUUCUG
This is a messenger RNA of Hypomesus transpacificus, 818 nucleotides long. It is a transcript of the gene tac3a, whose product is annotated as tachykinin precursor 3a. Bases 193 to 567 code for a protein of 124 amino acids. The transcript has 7 exons. Gene Ontology annotation, biological process: tachykinin receptor signaling pathway; positive regulation of blood pressure. The record is from RefSeq and is a predicted model, not a curated record. Lineage: Eukaryota; Metazoa; Chordata; Actinopteri; Osmeriformes; Osmeridae.